Messenger RNA from Phacochoerus africanus (Common warthog), 1309 nucleotides. It is a transcript of the gene FAM170A, whose product is annotated as family with sequence similarity 170 member A. Gene Ontology annotation, cellular component: nucleus. The transcript is spliced from 5 exons. The record is from RefSeq and is a predicted model, not a curated record. Lineage: Eukaryota; Metazoa; Chordata; Mammalia; Artiodactyla; Suidae. Bases 126 to 1133 code for a protein of 335 amino acids. Gene Ontology annotation, biological process: fertilization.
GACUUGACUAUUUUUAUUUGUAUCGAAUCAUUUCACCCGAUUUCCCAAGAGCCAACAAGGCCCAGCCCAUACGGAAGAGGAAGAGCCGGACGUGAGGCAUCGUCUAAGGGACUCUUUAAGUUGAUAUGAUGAAACGGCGACAAAAGAGGAAACAUCUGGAAAAUGAAGGGUCCCAGGAAACUGCCGAGCAGGGAGGAGGAAUCUUGAAGCCACAAGAGGGUGCCCCUCAGCGUGGAUCCACUGUGGUGGCCCCGAGCUGCAGCCCAGGAGUGGGGGAGGUCUCUUCUGCCUCCGAAUACUUCUCCUGUGUUUCUUCUCCUUGCAAGCUCAUCCAUGGCGGAAUCCGGAGGUUACAUCGAGACAGUCCUCAGCUUAGAGCACCCCUGGUCCAGGUUGGGGAACAAGGGGCGCCUGCUCCCCUGUCACAACACAUCUCCUUCUCAUCCCCUUCAUCCUAUAAGACCUGUGUGUCCUCUCCAUAUGUAAACAAAGAGGAAAGGGGCCUGAAAAUAUACUACAUGCAGGUACAAAUGAAGAAGGGUGUUGCUAUCUCCUGGGAGACCGAGAAACCCUCAGAGUCCCUAGAAAAGCAGCCAAGGAUGGAAGAAGUGACCCUUCCUGGGGAUGUGCGGGUUGGCACUCCCCCUUCCGAUGUGUCCACCAGGAACCUCCUGUCUGAUGGCGAGCCCAACGGUGAGGAGAAGGAGCAUGAGGAGAGGGCAGAGUCAGACAGCCUACCGGGGUCCCCCGCAGGGGAGGAAAGACCCCGGGCCAAGACACCUGACUGGCUGGUCACCAUGGAGACUGGCUUCAGGUGCAUGGCCUGCUGCCGGGUCUUCUCCACCCUGGAGAGCCUCCAGGAGCACGUGCAGUAUGGCAUCCGGGAGGGCUUCAGUUGCCAUGUCUUUCACCUCACCAUGGCUCAGCUGGCAGGCCACUUGGAGUCAGAGAUCACCCCCGAGGAGGAGGUGGAGGAAGAGGCAGAGGAGGAAGAGCAGGAGAAAAAAGAAGAGAAGCAAGAAGAGAAGGAGCAUGAGGAAGAGCAGCCCGCAGGUGAAGAUCUCACCAGGAAGAGACCCUGGAGUCAGUGCCCAGGCUGUGUGUUUCAUUCUCCAAAGGACAGGAACAACUGAGAUUCAUGGGCCAGAAGAUCCUAGAACAUGGUGUGGCCUUCUCUUGGAGAGGGAGAAGAGAGGGCCCUGGGGCCAGCAGCAGGCAGAAUGCCAGUGGCCCGAAGGAGGAUGAAGGGACCAGCGUUCAGUCUAACAUCCUUUGACAAUAUGAAUAUCAUAUAAAUAUCACAUGCAAU